Messenger RNA from Rotaria socialis, 774 nucleotides. NCBI's taxonomy places the organism in Eukaryota, Metazoa, Rotifera, Eurotatoria, Philodinida, Philodinidae. The record is from the annotation of a GenBank genome assembly.
AUGCGUCUUUCACAACUAUUAUCUAAUAAGACUGAUCAUGAUGCGUUGGCAUUAUUAUCCCAACAUAUGUAUACUAAACAUCGAAAUAUUUUUAUUGGUAUUGGUACUGUUAUUGUCACUGGUUUAACAACAUUUGUUAUACUGCGUAAUUAUACAUAUAAUCAUCGAGAUCGUUUAGUUACAAUUCGUCGUGAAAUUCAAGAUGUAACACCAGUAAUCAUUGAUCUGUUUAGUUCAAUUCGACUUGUUCCAGAUAAUCAAGAAGUAUUUACACAUGCUGAAUCAGAUCAAAGUAUAAUUAUUGAAAUUCUUGAACGUGUCAAUCAAGUAUCUGAUGAAAAUGCUAUUAAAUAUCAUUUCGAUGCAUUAGUUGAAGCAAAUGACGCUCAAAAUAUUCAGGAUCAUAUCGUUGAUAAAAUUGAAGCGAUUCCAAUCAGUUCACUUAUUGUUCAACGAUUAAGUUCAGCUUGGUAUUUAUCUGGCCGACAGCAAGUAUCAAAAUAUCAUGAACAAGCAAAAAAUUUAGUUCAUAUUCAUGUUUGCCUUCUUCGUUUGGGCGGUGAUCUUGCAACCGAUAUUCUUAUUUCAUUCAAUGAUCCAAUUUUGAUUAGUGAACAAAGUAGUAGCAACAACGAACAAAAUCACAAUGCUUCCCAGUGGACAUUAAAUGAUUUCGAACAGUUUUUUCGCUCAUUUGAAAUAGUCGAUUACGGGUUGUUUGUGCCAGAAUCUAAUAAUGAAACUUCACAGUCGAACAAUAUUGAAAUGUCUUGA